AUGAGCACUCCUUCGUCUCCAGCGACUCCAACAACUCCAGGAAGCCCUCGCCAUUUUCGAGCAAAGCUACGACAUGCGACCUGGGUCGAUCCUCAGACGGCGACCAAGUCCAAACGUACCUUUUCCCUCACUCCCGUCUCGGCCGACAACAAUGGCAACCUCGAUGGUUCAGCAUCACCUCUUCUUUCUCCCGAAACACCGGACGAAGCCCCCGAGCGCGAUCCAGACCGUUUCUACUGGAUGGAUAACAUACCGACGUGGAGGGACAAGGUGAAAGAGUACGCGCAAAAAGCGUGGGCUUUCAUGUGCUCGGAAACUGGCAUCAGCAUCUUCAAAUGUGCUUUAGCAUAUCUGCUUGGAAGCAUGGCUACAUUUGUUCCUGCCUUCAGUCGCUUCUUUGGCCGACAGGACUCCAAGCACAUGGUGGCAACAAUCACAGUUUAUUUCCACCCAGCAAGGUCGCUAGGGAGCAUAUUCGACGCCUCGAUACUAGCUGGUAUCGCAUUCCUCUACACAGCAGUCGUUUCACUCGUCAGCAUGAGUAUCAGCGUGCUCUUCACGGACUACUUGCACAUACCAGCUAUUGGUCAUGGCGUGAUUCUCGUGUUGUUCGUGGGAGGAGGCUUGGGUUUCGUUGGCUGGGUCAAGCUAAAGAAGGGAGAUCCAUUGGUCAAUAUAGCAUGCUCUCUCACUUCCUUGUCACUCAUCACUGUCUUGACCAAAGAGGGCGCUGUGCAGGACGGCAACUACUCUUUCAACAAGAUCACGCAGAUUCUAAAGAUGGUUAUUGCUGGUAUCAUCUGCACAAUGUUGGUCUCCUUUCUCAUUUUUCCGAGCUCCGGACGCAUCAAUCUCCGGAAGAACAUGACUGAGGUAUCCGAUCAGUUGUCUGACAUGCUGGGCAUAAUAACCAAAAGCUUCAUCUCAGGCGACGAAGAGGAAAUCGCGGACAACCAGUAUAACGCACUCAACGAUCGCUACAACAAGUCCUCUUCCAAACUUGCACUGAACCUCAAAGAAGCUAGAUAUGAACACUACUUUGUUGGAAGGGGAAGACUUGCAGAGUUGGAGUCAAAAAUUGCGCAAUGUUUACAGAAAGUCGGUCAGAGUAUUGGUGGCUUACGAAGUGCUGCUGCUAUGCAGUUUGUUGUUGCCAAAGAGCCAUUGGACAACUCGGAUGCGAGAUGGGCGCAGCAAAGCAACGGUACCAUGAAACGACCACCCACCUCUAUGAGUGGCAUGCAGUCCAACGCCGAGGUUCCAGCUUCCAAUACCACUGUAUCCAGUCCCAAGUUGGCUCGACACGAUAGCCUACCAUGGAGAUCACCACAGCAGAUCUUCGAGCUCUUCAUCGACCAUCUUGGUCCUUCAAUGCGCUCUGUCGCAUAUACGAUGAAAGAGAUUCUUGAUGAACUGCCCUUCAAUCCUGAUGACGAUUACAAAGUUUCGAUUAAUUCCCGUUUCGAGCUCGCAUUGGAGCGGGCUUUAAUUAUGUACAAGGAUGCACGUGCAGACGCAGUGAAAUUGGUAUACAGUCAGAAAGAGAUGGACAAGACUAGACCUGCCGAGGUCGAAGCUGACUGGGAAGAAGCUGCUGCUUGUUGUGGUCAUUUCUCCUUCUCGUUGCUAGAGGUCGCGCAGCAAAUCAAAGAAUUUCUACACUGUUUGGAUGAGCUGCAAGUCGAAUUGGAAGAAGCUCCUUCUCCACGUUCAUGGAGCUGGUUGCGGUUUUGGAACCGCAAAGACGGAUGCAUAUCGCACGAUUCGGCUGAUCUCUAUGAGACUGAUUACAACAAAGUGAAGGACAUUUCCGAUCCUCAAUCUCGAGAAGCACGAGACAGGCAGUACUGGGCCGAAAGCCAGAAAGCCUGGUGGAAGCAAAGUCUGUUUCGGCGAGUCUACGAUUGGAUCGUCAUCCUUAGACAGGAAGACAACAAAUUUGCCAUCAAGGUCGGCUUUGGUGCUAUGCUAUAUGCUCUACCAGCAUACAUUCCUGCAACUCGCCCUGUAUAUGCUCACUAUCGGGGUGAAUGGGGUCUGCUCUCUUACAUGCUUGUCUGUUCAAUGACAAUUGGUGCAUCAAACACGACAGGAAUUCAGCGAUUUCUAGGUACAGGUCUGGGGGCUCUACUAGCCAUAGCCGUCUGGCAAAUCAGCAACGACAACCCUGUGGCGCUCGCAUUUUUUGGCUUUCUCAUGGCAUAUUGGACAGCCUGGAUCAUUGUUGGAAAAGGCAAAGGACCUAUGGGCCGCUUCAUCAUGCUUACCUACAACCUCUCUUGCCUGUACGCCUAUUCUCUCUAUAUCGCUGACGACCUGUACGAUAAUGAUGGCGACGAAGAAGACAAUAAUUCUGAUCCUCUUAUCUACAGCAUAUCCGGUCACAGAGUAGUGGCCGUCCUUUCUGGCUGCAUCUGGGGACUCAUCAUCACUCGCGCCGUCUGGCCUAUAUCUGCUCGCCAGAAGCUCAAAGAUGGUAUAUCCCUUCUCUGGCUUCGUAUGGGCCUGAUCUGGAAACGGGAUCCACUCAAUGUCUUUACGGAGGGAGAAUCUGAUUGCCAGUAUAUGAACAUCAAAGAAGAGAAUGACCUUCAACGUUUUCUUGCCAAGCUCUCAGCCCUGGUUGACGCGUCACAGCACGAAUUUGAGUUACGGAGACCAUUUCCUACGAAUACCUAUAACGAGAUACUCAAGUCGACAGCGCGCAUGCUAGAGGCUUUCCAUGCCAUGAACCUGGUUAUUCGAAAGGACUUCACAGCCUCAGCCGGAGAGCUUGCUCUCCUCAACGCCACAGAAUCUGAAAGAACAGAGCUUUGUGGUCGUCUUUCACAUCAAUUCUCUGUUUUAGCUAGCUCCGUCAAGCUCGAAUGCAGUAUCUCCACAGAUAUCUUGCCUUCGGUUAAUCACACACGUGAUCGCUUAUUAGCGCGAAUAUUUGCCUACCGGAAGGAGGAUAUUGAGCAGAAGACCAAAGAUGAGGAUUACUCGCUGCUGUAUACCUAUGCACUCGUGACAGGACAAUUGGCAAUGGAGAUCAAAUCUUGUUUGAAAGAGGUCGAGGAUCUGUUUGGAGUUCUGGAUGAGGAAAGCCUGAUGCUGCAGUAG
Messenger RNA from Lithohypha guttulata, 3105 nucleotides. RefSeq lists its product as uncharacterized. NCBI's taxonomy places the organism in Eukaryota, Fungi, Ascomycota, Eurotiomycetes, Chaetothyriales, Trichomeriaceae. The coding region runs from base 1 to 3105 and encodes 1034 amino acids. The record is from RefSeq and is a predicted model, not a curated record. The transcript has 2 exons.